AUGAUUACUUGGGUUGUUUUUAAGGGAGCAUUCUUGGAAAAGUAUUUCCCGACUGAUGUGCGUAGCAAGGAAGAGGUAGAAUUCCUUGAACUUAAGCAAGAAAACAUGAUUGUUGCAGAUUAUGCUGUCAAGUUUGAGGAAUUAUCUAGGUUCUGCCCUCACUAUAAUGGGGUGAAGGCUGCAAUGUAUAAGUGUAUCAAGUUUGAGAAUGAACUGCGCCUAGAGAUUAAAAAAUUUAUUGGUGUUAGUGACAACAUAAAUGUUAAUCAGAAUCGUGGGAAGCCUUAUGUAGUUGUUGAUGGUAAAGGUAAAUACAAGUUCAAGAAGAAGAAUAAUGGUGAGAAAAGUCAAAGUGUGGGAGGUUCUCCAACUCCUCUAAAGUAUUUCAAAUGUGGGGUUCUUGGUCAUCAUGUUGUAGAGUGUUCUAUAGUGAUUUGUUUCAAGUGUGGAAAGGCAUGCACACAAUGUCAGAACCCUAAGAAGACUCAAGAUGUCAAGUAUAGUGGAAAAAUGUUUGCUCUCAAUGGUGCAGAGGCCUCCAAAUUUGAUAGUCUUGUUCGUUGUACUUGUUUCAUCAAUAACAUUAAUUUAAUUACUAUCAUUGAUAUUGGUGAAACACAUUCCUUUAUAUCUACUUAUCAUGUGAAGAGAUCGAGUUUUGUGGUGUCUGAUAUGAAUGUCAACAUGGUUAUCGAUAUUUUGGCGAAUGGAUCGGUGACUACUUCUUUAGUUUGUUUGAAGUGUCCUUGA
This is a messenger RNA of Lathyrus oleraceus (garden pea), 750 nucleotides long. RefSeq lists its product as uncharacterized. Bases 1 to 750 code for a protein of 249 amino acids. The record is from RefSeq and is a predicted model, not a curated record. NCBI's taxonomy places the organism in Eukaryota, Viridiplantae, Streptophyta, Magnoliopsida, Fabales, Fabaceae. The transcript is spliced from 3 exons.